Molecule: messenger RNA, 1974 nt
Organism: Malassezia restricta
Lineage: Eukaryota; Fungi; Basidiomycota; Malasseziomycetes; Malasseziales; Malasseziaceae
Product: seryl-tRNA synthetase
Exons: 1
Coding region: 1-1974 (657 amino acids)
Biological process (GO): mitochondrial seryl-tRNA aminoacylation
Cellular component (GO): mitochondrion
Molecular function (GO): ATP binding; serine-tRNA ligase activity; tRNA binding
Source: RefSeq, a predicted model, not a curated record
AUGGCCUUCCUCCUCAGGCACGGGCGGUGGGGCGUGGCGUGCCCCCGAUUCGUGCGUGCGUACGCCCAGCGUGUGGCGCAGUAUAGGCCGCUGCCUGACCCGAGUGUUGCGUGGCGUGCGGACGAAGCGGAGGAGGCGCGGCGCGUCGCGCUCCAGCGGCACAUGCCGUUUGCCGAGGCGGAUGCUGUGGCGCUGCCUGCGAUGCACGCCUCGCUCGCGCAUAUGCGCGCCGAGCGCACGAAACUCGAGAAUGAGCAGCAACACAUCGGAGCUACGAUACCAAGGCUGGCGCAGUCCCAGGGCGAUCCUGAGCGCCUCAUGCAGCUUCGUGGACGUGCGCGGGAGCUGCGGACGGUGCUGCGUGAGCUCAGUCAGCGCAUCGACGAUGCGAGUGCGCGCUCGCUCGAGAUCCGCUCGGCGUGGCCGAACCGCAUGCAUCCCGACGUGCCGAUCGGGCCCGAGUCGGCCUCGCGUGUCGUGGUCGUGCACGAUGCACGGGCGGGUGCCUCGGCGCUCCCUGGCGUCUCCCUGCCGUGCUCGCAGCACGAGUUUGAUGCGUGCAUGGAGCAGGCCCUCGUGCCGCGGCCUGAGCGUGAUCACCUAUCUCUCGCCCAUGCUAUGCCGGACGGCGGCGUCGAUAUGGCGGCCGGCCUCACGACGACUGGCCCAUCGUGGCCGUACCUGAUCGGCACGCUGUCGAUGCUCGAGCAUGCGCUGUGCCAGUAUGCGCUACAUGUGGCGCAGAAGCAUGGAUUUGUGCCCGUGUCCGUGCCGGACGUCGUCAAGACGGAUAUAGCCGAGCGGUGCGGAUUCCGACCGCGUGACGAAGCGGCGGCGCAGACGUACUUUGUCGAUACGCGGCGCGACGUGAGCGACGCGGCGGGCCUGUGUCUGGCAGGCACGGCUGAGAUCCCACUGGCGGCCCUCGUCGCGAAGCACACGUACGAUGCGCGCGGUCCCUCCGGCACGGGCGACGUGCGGCACAUGGCGCUGCCGAUCCGCCUCACGGCCCUGGGCCAUGCGUUUCGCGCGGAAGCGGGCGCUCGUGGUGCAGAUACGCGCGGACUCUACCGCAUCCACCAGUUCUCGAAAGUCGAGCUCUUUGCCGUGACGACGCCGGACGAGAGCGAUCGGAUGCUCGAGUCGCUGCGUGAGGUCCAGCAGGACAUGGUCGAGGGCCUGGGCCUGCUGUAUCGCGUGCUGGACAUGUCGUCGGAGGAGCUCGGCGCGAGUGCGUACCGCAAGUACGAUAUCGAGGCGUGGAUGCCGGGCCGCGGAGCGUGGGGCGAAAUAUGCUCGGCGUCCAACUGCACGGACUACCAGGCGCGGCGACUCGCGAUCAAGUACCGCGACGCCGAGAGCGGCAAGAACACGUACGCCCACACGCUCAACGCAACGGCCGCCGCGAUUCCGCGUCUGCAGCUCGCGCUCCUCGAGACGUACGCCUCGACGCGCCUCGCCCUGCCAUCGACGCUUCGUCCGUUCUGGCUCGGCGGACCGAAGGACCCGCGUGUCGAGUGGAUCGAUCUGCGCGCGCCAUCGACCAUCGCUCGCGCACACGCGCAGCUGCGUGCCAUCGCACAGCGCACCGGCGCGAAGCCUGCGCCCCUCCUCCUCGCCUUUGCGAUCCUGCACGAGCUGACGGCACUCGUGCCCCUCUUUGUGCUCGCGUUCGUGCUCACCACGCUCGGAGCCGGCGACGCGAUCCUCAGGAGCAUCGACGCGGCCAUUCAGCACGUGGCGCCGUCGGAGCACGACCGCCUCUCGGCGUGGAUCGACCGUGGAUCGCACAUGGCACGGCGCCUGUCCCACCGCCUCGGCACAGACGCAUCGGCGAACCCGGCGGCCUGGCUCACGAGCCUCACGGCCUCGUACGUCGUCGUCAAGCUGCUCCUGCCCGUCCGCAUCGCCGCCUCCCUCGCCCUCGCACCCGUCACCGCCCGCGCCAUGGUCCGGUGCUGGCGGCGUACAUAG